Messenger RNA from Gopherus evgoodei (Goodes thornscrub tortoise), 1125 nucleotides. RefSeq names its product perilipin-3-like. Gene Ontology annotation, biological process: positive regulation of triglyceride storage; lipid storage. Lineage: Eukaryota; Metazoa; Chordata; Testudines; Testudinidae. The record is from RefSeq and is a predicted model, not a curated record. Gene Ontology annotation, cellular component: cytosol; lipid droplet. The coding region runs from base 7 to 1071 and encodes 354 amino acids. The transcript has 8 exons.
UAUACCAUGGCUUCUAAUGGAAAAGACACAACUAUGGCAUCCCUAGAGCAUGGGGAGGAAGAGCAACAGAAUGUCUUGAGGAGGGUGGCCAGUCUACCUUUAGUCAACUCUGCCUGUGAUCUGGCUGCCACUGCCUAUGCUUCCACCAAGGAGAGCCAUCCCUAUGUGAGGUCCAUCUGUGACAUGGCAGAGAAGGGAGUGACCUCCAUAACCAGUGCUGCAGUUAGCAGUGCACAGCCAGUUGUAACUAAACUUGAACCUGAGGGGACAACAGAGGAGGAGUGUGUUUCUGAAGUACUUGACCAAGUGGAGGAGAAUCUACCAGUCCUUCAACAGCCUGCUGAUGAGGCUACAUCUGAGACACAGGAGUUGGCCUCUGUCAGUCUGGAAGAGGUCAAGGAGACGAUCAGAGUGGUAGAUAUGACCGAAGAGGCUGUGCAGGACAGUAUGAAGACCACCAAAUCAGUGGUAACUGACAGCAUGAGCACAGUUGUGGAAUCAAGAAUGGGCCAAUUGGCCAUAAGUGGAAUGGAAGCAGUGCUGGAGAAAUCUGAAGAGCUCUUGGAUCACUAUCUUCCCAUGACAGAUGAUGAACUAGCUGAACUUGCUGAAUCUGUGGAAGGGGCUGAAGUGUCUUCAGCACAACCACAAGAGCAUCGGAGUUACUUCGUGCGUUUAGGUUCCCUGUCAACCAAACUUCGCCAACGUGCCUACCGCUAUUCCCUAAACAAGAUGAGACACACCAGUCAAAGCAUCAGAGAGGCUCUUUCCCAGCUUCAUGAAACCAUGGGACUGAUUGAAUACCUUAAGCGAGGUGUUUCUCUCCAAGAAGUCCAGGAGAAGUUCCAUCACAUAUGGCUGAGCUGGAAUAGAGAGCAGCCAAAAAGCAGUGAAAUCAAGGAUUUGGCAAAACCAGAGAUGGAGUCUGAGACCCUGGCUAUGUCCCGCAGCAUUAUCCAGCAGCUGCAGGACACCUGCCAGAUGCUAGUAUCCAGCAUUCAAGGAUCUCUCCAGCAGCCUCCUAACCCAGAGCCAGGAGAUGGUGACCAAGGCCCAGGAAUAUGUGGAUGAGCUGAUGGCAUACAUGAUGGAGACUACUCCUCUGUCUUGGGUUGUGGGACCCUU